AAAAACCACUCAUUGAUUGUCGUCCCCGUGCAGAGCUUUUGGUGUGGUUACGCAGCACUGCUAUGGAGAGCCGUAGACUCAGUUCUUACACACACACACAUUCUCGCUCUGUCAGCCGGCAGAACAGGAGCCAGAGGGAAGACUACAGUUCUGUCGCUGAGCUCUUUCUAAAAACAGCACUUGCCUAAUAAAGAUAUGGGGCUUGUGCGUUCCCUGUUCUCCUCUUCCACACUAUAAAUACUCUCGCUGAAGAUCAUACAGGCUUUGCUUGUUUCAGGUUCGUAUCUAAUAUACACUCUCUGGGAAGGAUAUCUGCUCCUCACUGCAUAACAGGAGUGAAGGGUCUUAAUCAGUUCUAAGGAUGCCCAGAGUGGACGCCGACCUCAAGCUGGACUUUAAAGAUGUCCUUCUCAGGCCAAAGAGGAGCAGCCUCAAAAGCAGAUCUGAGGUAGAUCUGGUACGCACAUUUACAUUCCGCAACUCCAAGCAGACCUAUACUGGGAUCCCUAUUAUUGCAGCUAAUAUGGAUACUGUGGGUACUUUUGAAAUGGCAAAAACCUUGAGAAAGCAUACGCUAUUUACGGCAAUUCACAAGCAUUAUACAUUAGAAGACUGGAAGAAAUUUGCAUCUACAUCUCCUGAAUGUCUUGAGCACGUAGCAGCAAGCUCUGGAAGUAGUCAAGCUGAUCUUGACAAGCUGAGUAGCAUCCUGGAAGCCAUCCCUCUCAUUAAAUAUAUUUGCUUGGAUGUAGCUAAUGGAUAUUCCGAACACUUUGUAGAAUUUGUGAAGACUGUACAUGCCAAAUUUCCAUACCACACUAUUAUGGCUGGAAAUGUGGUUACAGGUGAAAUGGUGGAAGAGCUCAUUCUUGCUGGAGCUGACAUCAUAAAAGUCGGAAUUGGACCAGGUUCUGUUUGUACAACUAGAAUUAAAACAGGCGUGGGCUAUCCUCAGUUAAGUGCUGUGAUUGAAUGUGCUGACUCUGCCCAUGGACUGAAAGGACACAUCAUUUCAGAUGGAGGCUGCAGUUGUCCUGGAGAUGUUGCCAAAGCUUUUGGAGCAGGAGCAGAUUUUGUGAUGCUGGGAGGAAUGUUUGCUGGCCAUGAUCAGUGUUCAGGAGAAAUCACAGAGAAAAAUGGAAAGAAGGUGAUGCUUUUCUAUGGUAUGAGUUCCAACACAGCUAUGAAGAAGCACGCCGGUGGUGUGGCUGAAUACAGGGCAUCAGAAGGCAGGACAGUGGAGGUUCCUUACAGAGGAGACGUGGAUAACACUGUUCGAGACAUCUUAGGAGGACUGCGAUCCACUUGCACAUAUGUAGGAGCUGCCAAGCUGAAAGAGCUAAGCAGGAGGACAACUUUUAUCCGCGUGACUCAGCAAUUCAACCAGAUAUUUUCUUAAUGUAUAUGCAGUUUCCAUGCUUAUUUCAUCACAGAGCUGUCCAGUUGUUAAUUCCACAAAACUUUUCCUUGGUAAAGGAUAAACAUUUCACAAAAUAAACCAAACGCCAAGUAAACAUAAUGACAAACUCUA
Molecule: messenger RNA, 1531 nt
Organism: Bufo bufo (common toad)
Lineage: Eukaryota; Metazoa; Chordata; Amphibia; Anura; Bufonidae
Gene: GMPR
Product: guanosine monophosphate reductase
Exons: 9
Coding region: 362-1399 (345 amino acids)
Biological process (GO): nucleotide metabolic process
Cellular component (GO): GMP reductase complex
Molecular function (GO): GMP reductase activity
Source: RefSeq, a predicted model, not a curated record